Messenger RNA from Tripterygium wilfordii, 1086 nucleotides. Its product is annotated as LOB domain-containing protein 15-like. The record is from RefSeq and is a predicted model, not a curated record. The transcript is spliced from 3 exons. Lineage: Eukaryota; Viridiplantae; Streptophyta; Magnoliopsida; Celastrales; Celastraceae. The coding region runs from base 168 to 920 and encodes 250 amino acids.
GCUAAGCUAAGCAUUGACUGUCUCCGUCCUUGAACACCAAAUUCAUAACUACAGUACAUUACUGCAGGCCAGGUCCACAUCCUCUCUUCGAUCGUCAAAUGGGAUUUCUUUGAUCUACAAUUGCCUUGACGACCUUAGCGAGCUCCGUAGAGGUAGAGCGUGCUUGAAUGUCCAGAGACAGGGAUAGAUUUGAUGAGAUAGGGAAGAAGAUCAAGAGAGAUCUAGAUCCGACAAAAAAUACUGCAGCCUCUGAAUCUGAUCAAACAAUGGGGAGGAGACAUAUAUUGGGUCCUGGUCCUGGUCCUGCUACCUUGAACACCAUCACACCUUGUGCCGCAUGUAAGCUGUUGAGAAGGAGGUGCGCUGAAGAAUGCCCUUUCUCUCCCUAUUUCUCCCCUCACGAACCUCACAAAUUUGCUGCCGUUCACAAAGUCUUUGGUGCAAGUAAUGUCUCCAAGUUGUUAUUGGACGUGCCAGAGAAUCAAAGAUCUGACGCUGCUAAUAGUCUGGUUUAUGAGGCGAAUUUGAGGCUUAGAGAUCCUGUUUAUGGAUGUAUGGGUGCAAUCUCAUCCCUGCAACACCAGAUUCAAUCUCUACAAGCAGAGCUUAACGCAGUAAGGGAACAACUACUCGAAUAUAAAUACAAAGAAGCUGCUGCUAACAUUAUUCAUAUUGCUUCUGCUUCUGCCCAUGAUGAUGAUCAUCAUCUAGCACCUACUUUAGUUUCAUGUGGGGUUGCCUCAAUUGUCAUACCAUCUCCACCACCGCCACCUCCGCAGCAGCCUCGGGCUACCUCUUUUGUCAUUUCCUCGUCUUCCUCUUCCUCUUCCUCUUCGACUACAACUUCUCUAUAUAGCUCAGCAGUAGCCGAUUAUAGUUCCAUUCCAAGGGACAAUGAGAAUGUUCCAUAUUUUGAAUAAAUUAAAUUAAUGGAUUUACAGACUCCGAAAUUCCAUUUUCUGUAAUUUCAAUUGCGUUAGUUUUUUGGUGAUGAAUAUUCAUCUUGUUACAGGAAUCGUCGAGUUGUUUUAUGUACAGAUCCCUGGUUCCAUGUUUUUCUAGUGGAAGGCCGAGUUAAUUGUUUUC